CUGCAAAGUGCCAGCGAAACGCUCUACGGCACUGGGCUUUUAUACGCCCAUGAAGGCCUCGCCGAUGGACAGCCUCUUCCAGCUGGGUGUGACCCGGUACGCACUGCCCGACAGCAGCAGCAGCAGCAGCAGCGGCAGCAACAGCAAUAACAGCAGCAACGGCUGCAGUCCAGCCGGUGGAGGAGCAGGCAAUGGCGGCAAGGCAACGACAACGCUGUUCAAUGGCAACGGCAGCAUUAUGGGCAUCGGCGAGGGUCUCAUCAAGGACGGCGGCAACUGCGUUGAGGAGGAUGCAGCGGCGGCGGGGACCAACACAAAUGGAACCGGCGGCAAGAAGUUGAAUUGCGAUGCGGACGGAGAGGAUGACGACUACCAUCCAACGGCGACGCCCGGCGGCGGAGUUGUCUAUAGCGAGGGCACACAGAAGACAGAUCUAUUGUACUGAUGGAGCGAAACACACACAGCUCUCUGGAGGAGCUCUCCCCCUCUAUCUGUAUCUCUCUAUCUAUGGCUCGUUAAUGCUAUUCCAUUCCCCCAUAAACAUCAUCCCAUUAUAAUACCCCCCUCCUUGUGUGAAAACCGUGCGCUUACGUGAAAUAUAAAUUUCAGAAAUACGGCAGACAGAAAAACACAGAAAGAUACGUAUAUAUAUAUAGAUAUUAUUUGUAAUUCGUAAGCCCUAGAUACGAUAUGGGUGUAUGCGUGUGAGUGCGAGUGUGCGUGUGAUUGUAUGCGAGUGUCUUUAUAUAAAUAUAUAUUUGUUUUUUUUUUUUUUCUUUAACUUAAUUACGAUUAUUGUAAAUGCAUCGAUGAUGGCACUUCAGUGAAGGAACCAAACACCACUUCGAGAGUUGUUCCAUAUUGUAUUUGUAUUUGUAUUCCAUUUACGGUAUUUUUUAUAGUAAAUAUACAAGAAGAAGACAAACGCCAAGAAACAAACUAAAAAGAAAAAACUUGGACAUUUUGCCGAACAUAAUAUAAACAUUGUAAACAACGAGAAGUUGUUUCACCAACAACAGAAACAGAAACGGAAACGGAAACAACUGAAAGAAACCCCGAGCCCCGCUGCAGGGUCUAACAUUAAACAUUAUACAUAUAAAUCCAGAUCAGAUCAGAUCAGAUCCCUAAGAAUCAGAGCGACACGAUGAUCCCCCAGCCACCCCACCCCCCCCAUUUCCGUAUAUCCGAUAUCCGAUAUACACUUCCAAUUUCCCGAUACGAAACCCGGAAGAACAAGUAAAGGAAAAAUGUAAACAUUUGCCUCAUAAUUAUUAUUACACAUUUAGCGCUUACAUACAUAUUUUUUACAAUUGU
Drosophila persimilis is the source of this 1314-nucleotide messenger RNA. RefSeq names its product cell wall protein IFF6. The coding region runs from base 50 to 445 and encodes 131 amino acids. The transcript has 2 exons. NCBI's taxonomy places the organism in Eukaryota, Metazoa, Arthropoda, Insecta, Diptera, Drosophilidae. The record is from RefSeq and is a predicted model, not a curated record.